AGCAGCAUAUCGCUGCACAUUCCGCCUAUCUUUGCCCCGAUCGUCCUAGCCGGGCUGAAGCAUGAUAAAAGAUAAGUUUUGGAGCUCGUGGAGCUUCAGUCUGGUAUCGGCACGGCAGGUCGAGGCUGUGUUCCGGUAUCGAUACAGAGGUCUCUUUUGAACGAAACCUUUUGUGUCCGGAGAAAUCGCGAAUUUAAAGGGUCCGACGACAUCAUGGAACCCGUGUUAAGUGACUACGAACAGCGUAUCCGAGACCUGGAGAGUACCAAUCGGGCCCUAAGGGACAAGCUGUCGGAACAUGAUAAAUUGCGCAAAGUCUACAUCGAGGACCUGAACGGUAUGAAGGGUUCACUAGGGAAUCUACAGGACUUGCUGAUGAAGUGUCGGGCCGACAUUAUGUGCCACGAGAUGCUUAUGGUCGUGGAUGAGGAAGAUGGCACCGGACAGCCAACAGAAGGCAGCACAAGUAGUGGAAACAGUAGUGCGGAAGUGGUAUCGCUUCAGGCGCAGCUAGAAAUCUGCAAAAGUGAUUUGACCGAACAGCGGGCCGCUUAUCAGGAGCUGUUGAUUGAGAAAAACCGUAUCACGUCCGAACUGCAGCUGUUGCUCCAAAAGAACCACCAACUGUCGGUACACAAUGCUCAAACGAUCCGAGACCAGCCAUUACAGAGCACGCGACCCAGACCGUUGGAAGGGAACAGCAAGCUCUACGGUUCGUCGCCUGCCGGUUUUGAGCGCCACAUUGAACCUUGCCCGCACUGCAAUAACGUUUUCGGGGAUUUCAUGACGCUGGAAACGCACAUUAAAGAUUGUCCCGGACUUGAUUACUGACCACCGAUAGCAAACUGAUAACCUGUGUGUGAGGUAGGUUUU
Messenger RNA from Anopheles darlingi, 873 nucleotides. RefSeq names its product optineurin-like. The transcript has 3 exons. The record is from RefSeq and is a predicted model, not a curated record. The coding region runs from base 214 to 831 and encodes 205 amino acids. Lineage: Eukaryota; Metazoa; Arthropoda; Insecta; Diptera; Culicidae.